UUCCCCAGCAAUCCUCCUGCCAGAGCCGUCUAUAUCUACUCAGGACAUGACAUCUCAUCCUUCAGAGUUUGCCCACCAUGUGAGGAUAACCCUAAGCCGGAGGUGACGUAUGUAUCACAGGAUGUGGUGAUAAAUGAUUGUCCAGUCACCGACAGCUGGAGGAUUCGAGACCUAAAAAUGCAAACUGGACUGAAAUAUGCUCAGCCAAGUACACAAAAAGGACGUACUGAUGUGAACUCAGUGACAAACUGGAAUGCUCCUUUGGUUUGGGAGGGUACCUUUGAUCCAGUGGUCAUCGAUGCAAUAUAUAAGAAAAUGGACCCAAGAGUUGCUGUGGUGGUGUUUGCGGUUGGCAAAUACACCCGUUUCCUGAAGGGUUUCCUGGAGUCGGGUGAAAAGUACUUUCUUGUUGACUUCAGGGUCACUUACUACAUCUUCACAGACCACAAAGAAGAGGUUCCCAAAAUUGAAUUUGGUAAGGGCCGGAAGAUCUCAGUCGUCUCUAUCCCUAGUGCCACCCGCUGGCAGGAUGUAGUACUUGGCAGGAUGAAAUGGGCUACCAUCACCAUUGACAAACAGAUCCGUAAUGAAUCAGAUUAUCUUUUUAUGAUGGACAUUGAUAGUGUCUUCCACAACCGCUUUGGAGCCGAGUCCCUUAGCCAGCUGUCUGCUGUGCUUCACCGUGGCUACUACAAGGACUCAAGGAGUCGGUUUCCAUAUGAGCGUCGGCCCGAGUCCAAGGCUUACAUUCCUGCUGAUGAAGGAGACUACUAUUACACUGCAGCUGUCUGGGGAGGAUACCUGGAGGAGAUGUACAAGCUAGUCAAAUACUGCUACAUACAGUCGGAGGAGGAUGCCAAGAAUAAUAUUGAAGCUGCGUGGCAGGAAGAGAGUCACCUCAACAAGUACCUGCUGUACAACAAACCAACCAAGGUGCUGUCUCCAGAGUACCUGUGGUCAGACUAUGAUAGGGUACCAGAAGACAUCAAAGUCGUCAGGAUCUCCCAGUUGGUCAAGAACUACGCAGAAGUCCGGCCCAAUGGUGGACACUGAUUUCAAAUCAAUAAUAUUCAGGACAUAAAACUACUUACUUGGUAAAAAAGAAAUAAAAUGAUAUAUGACAUGACAUGACAUGACAUGAU
This is a messenger RNA of Thunnus maccoyii (southern bluefin tuna), 1142 nucleotides long. Its product is annotated as globoside alpha-1,3-N-acetylgalactosaminyltransferase 1-like. Gene Ontology annotation, molecular function: hexosyltransferase activity. The annotation marks the transcript as partial. Lineage: Eukaryota; Metazoa; Chordata; Actinopteri; Scombriformes; Scombridae. Gene Ontology annotation, biological process: carbohydrate metabolic process. The transcript has 11 exons. The record is from RefSeq and is a predicted model, not a curated record. Gene Ontology annotation, cellular component: membrane; Golgi apparatus; vesicle.